This is a messenger RNA of Ciona intestinalis (vase tunicate), 931 nucleotides long. The record is from RefSeq and is a predicted model, not a curated record. NCBI's taxonomy places the organism in Eukaryota, Metazoa, Chordata, Ascidiacea, Phlebobranchia, Cionidae.
GAAAAAAAAGGUGUCCCAUCUUCCCCCACCCCACUAUAAAAAAACUGAAAUACAAUUCCCAUUCCCCCCUUAUCUUCUUCAUAAGGUAGGCGUCGCCCUUGGGUUUCUACUUCCUCCACUUAUUGUACCCGACUCAAACGAUAACGAAGUCGUUUCGAUUCAUCUCCGAUAUUUGUUUAUUGGAACUGCUGCUGUUACAACUGCGCUUGCGUUGCUGGUUAUAGUAUUUUUCAGGAAACAGCCAACCCUCCCACCCAGCAAAGCGCAAGCACUUUUCCGUGCUUCCAAUGAGCAACAGAACGAGUCUUAUAUCGCAUCAGUGAAACAGCUUAUAUUUUCCACGCCGUCUCUGCUUCUUAUUAUAUCAUACGGUGUUAACACGGGUUCUUUCUAUGCAAUUUCGACGCUUCUAAACCAAGAAAUUUUGAACUUCUAUCCGGAUAAUAUAGUAGAAGCUGGGCAGAUAGGGCUUACAAUGGUACUUGCUGGCAUUGUGGGUUCCGUCGUAUGCGGUGUAUGGUUGGACAGAACACGUAUCUAUAAAAUGACAACUGUCGGGAUUUACGUUUCUACUUUAUUAUUCAUGGUACUGUACACAGCCACGUUAAAUCUUGGGCAACUGUGGAUUGUUUUUAUAGCAAGCGGGGCGCUGGGGUUCACUAUGACCGGCUAUCUACCAAUCGGCUUCGAGUUUGCAGCAGAAUUAACUUACCCGGUAUCUGAAGGAACUUCGUCCGGACUUCUAAAUGCAUCUGCUCAGAUAUUCGGGAUCGUCUUUACAUUAUGCAUGGGGCAGUUGAUCCCCGCUUCCUCCGUGUUAGGAGCAAACCUCUUUAUAUGCGCCACGUUGUUGAUUGGAUCGAUUAUAACAGCAACUAUCAAAGAAAAUCUAAAGAGACAAGCCGCUAACCGGACCGUGCAAACAGAAGAU